AUGUCGCAACUGAACCAGUGCUAUGAAAAAGAUAUCAAAAUGGACGAAUUUGAGCUCUACUUUGAGAUACCUCUAAUAACCCUCUACGUUAUUACAUCUAUUUUGAUAACCAUCUUCAAUUUUCUCGUCUCUUUAACGAUUAUCAAGACGCCAUCUCUUCGACGCUCUCCUUCAAGGAUUUUGCUCGCAAGUUUGACUGUCAAUGAUGUCUUAAUUGGUGCAAUUGCUCAUCCAUUGUACAUUGUUUAUUGUAUCGCCGCUUUAAAAAAAUCAACGUCUGUCUUCUGUAUAAUAUAUCUGGUAAACAUUCGUAUCACUUAUUCUCUGGAAACGAUAUCUUUGUUUAUUCUAACAGUCAUAAGUAUCGAUCGCUACCUUGCUGUAGCCACCAAGACAGCAUAUAAGACAAUGGUAACCGCAAAACGAGUCAAAAUGGUAGUCCUCUCGUUAUGGUUAGGAAUAGUUUUGGUCAUUUUUACAGUACUUCAGUUUGGAAGUUUCGACAUCUUGUUACAUAUUGGUGUAGUAACAGCAGUUACCAUCCUAACUACGAUUACGUUCUGCUACUUGGGAUCGUAUGUGAUUUUAAAGAAGCUUUCUAAAGUCUCGAAUGGCUGUACCGAAAACCAAAGGACUUCGGAUUUCAAUAUUAUUAAGUAUAGACGCUCUUUGAAUAACAUGUUGAUAGUUUUGGUGAUGACUCUUGUUUCUUACGUUCCAGUCGUUGUUGUUGCUGCGGUUAACGUGAUAGUUGACUUGGAGAACAAGGUUUUCGCGGUUCAUGUCGCGCAGAGUUUAACGGGAUUUCAUUCGGUGAUUAAUCCACUGUUCUAUGUGUGGAGAAUGAAUGAUAUCCGAUCUGGUCUUAAAAACUUGAUCAAGAAAUUGAUAGAUCUCUUCGGCUUGGGGUAA
Molecule: messenger RNA, 912 nt
Organism: Actinia tenebrosa (Australian red waratah sea anemone)
Lineage: Eukaryota; Metazoa; Cnidaria; Anthozoa; Actiniaria; Actiniidae
Product: cannabinoid receptor 2-like
Source: RefSeq, a predicted model, not a curated record